Messenger RNA from Medicago truncatula (barrel medic), 1536 nucleotides. Its product is annotated as receptor-like protein 7. The record is from RefSeq and is a predicted model, not a curated record. NCBI's taxonomy places the organism in Eukaryota, Viridiplantae, Streptophyta, Magnoliopsida, Fabales, Fabaceae. Bases 1 to 1536 code for a protein of 511 amino acids. Gene Ontology annotation, molecular function: protein binding. The transcript has a single exon.
AUGGUGUUUGUCAGGUCUCUUGUUUUGUUACUAAAAUUUCUUUUCCUUUAUUCACUUUUCUCUUUCACAUUUACUACAUGUUUUCCUCAAAUUCAUCCAAAGUGUCAUGGUGAUGAAAGCCAUGCCUUGUUGCAAUUUAAGGAAGGCUUUGUCAUCAAUAACUUAGCCCAUGGUUCUCCAAAAAUAGCAUCUUGGAAUUCCAGCACAGAUUGCUGCUCAUGGGAUGGCAUUAAAUGUCAUGAGCGCACAGAUCAUGUGAUUCACGUCGAUCUUAGGAGCAGCCAAAUCUAUGGUACAAUGGAUGCAAAUAGCAGUCUCUUUCGCCUUGUGCACCUUCGAGUUCUUGAUCUUUCUGACAAUGACUUCAAUUACUCUCAAAUCCCAUCCAAGAUAGGCGAGCUUUCACAACUAAAAUUUCUGAACCUUUCUCGUAGUUUAUUUUCCGGAGAAAUUCCACCACAAGUUUCACAGUUGUCUAAGUUGUUGUCUCUUGAUCUAGGCUUCAUGGCGACAGAAAAUCUGCUGCAACUCAAAUUGUCCAUUCUCAAAAGCAUAAUUCAAAACUCAACAAAACUCGAGAUCCUUUUUCUUAGUUUUGUGACUAUUUCAUCUACUUUACCAAACACACUCACAAAUCUAACUUCGUUGAAAAAACUAUCUCUUUACAAUUCUGAGCUGUAUGGCGAAUUUCCAGUUGGAGUAUUACAUCUUCCAAACUUGAAAAUUUUGGAUUUGGGAUAUAAUCCAAAUCUCAAUGGUAGUUUGCCUGAGUUUCAAUCUAGUUCACUCACCAACUUACUACUUGACAAAACAGGUUUCUAUGGCACACUCCCAGUAUCCAUUCGAAAUCUUAGUUCUUUGAUUAUCCUAUCAGUUCCACAUUGCCAUUUUUCUGGGUAUAUUCCUUCUUCAAUUGGAAACCUCACACAACUCACGGAGAUAUACCUUAGAGAUAACAAAUUUAGGGGGGACCCCUCUACAUCCUUGGCAAAUCUUAACAAGCUAAGUGUCUUGGCUGUUGGUUUGAAUGAAUUUAAUAUCGAAACCAUCCCAUUAUCUUUUGCAAAUCUCACCCAGCUACACUAUUUAGAUGCAACAGAUUGCAAUAUAAAGGGUCAAAUUCCAUCAUGGAUAAUGAAUCAUUCCAAUUUAGCAUGCUUGAACCUACGCUCUAAUUUUUUGCAUGGAAAGCUAGAGCUUGACACGUUUCUGAAGCUCAGAAAGCUAGUUUUUCUAGAUUUAUCAUUCAACAAACUGUCAUUGUAUAGUGGGAAAAGUUCUUCAAAUAUGACCGAUUCUCGUAUUCAAAUCUUACAAUUGGAUUCAUGCAAUUUAGUUGAGAUUCCAACAUAUAUAAGAUAUCUGGAUGAUCUGGAAUCUCUUAUGUUGUCAAACAACAAUAUAACAUCGCUACCCAAUUGGUUGUGGAAGAAAGCAAGUCUAAAAAACUUAGAUGUUUCUCAAAAUUCAUUGACAGGAGAAAUAUCCCCAUCCAUAUGCAAUCUCAAGUCACUCAUGAGUCUUGUUAUACCCUGA